UCCUCUGGUCUUUACCUCAUUUUCUUCCUUUCUCUCUUAAAAUAGCUUCAAUCCAAAUCUCCCUUUCACUUCUGCAUGUUCAGCCUAGCAGCCUAGGCCAGUUCUAUCUUCAAAUCCUCAUCAUUGUUUUUCAUAGUCAACUUUUACAUAUGAAGAUCCAGUGUGACGUGUGCAACAAGGACGAAGCGUCGGUGUUCUGCACCGCCGACGAGGCUGCUCUCUGCGACGGCUGCGACCACCGUGUCCACCAUGCCAAUAAGCUCGCCUCCAAACACCAGCGCUUCUCCCUCAUCCACCCCUCCUCUUCCAAACUCUCCCCUCUCUGCGAUAUCUGUCAGGAGAGACGAGCUUUCUUGUUCUGUCAGCAGGACAGAGCAAUCUUAUGUAGAGAGUGUGACGUUCCGAUUCACUCUGCAAACGAACACACACAGAAGCAUAAUCGCUUUCUUUUCACAGGGGUCAAGCUCUCUGCUACCUCUACAGUUUACACAUCUACUGAGUCUGCUGCGGUUACUGAUCCCAAGCCUCAGCCUUUGAUCAAUAAGAAGCAGCCUGUUCCAGUUUCCUCAUCUAUUUCAAAUCCCUUUUCAGUUCCCAAGAUUUCAACUACUACUACUACUACUACUUCAGUUCCCAAGAUCUCAACUAGUACUAAAAGUGGUGCAAGUUUGAUACCAAAUGAUGGGGUUGGAUCAGUGAGUAGCAUAUCAGAGUAUUUGACUGAGACGCUUCCGGGUUGGCACGUUGAGGACCUUCUUGAUAUUUCGUCUAACCAUCCCUUUGGUUUCUGUAAGGCUGACAAUGAAGCUUUACCCUAUUUCGAUGAUGAUAUCCAAAGCAAUCUCAGCUCUUUCUCGUCACAGAACCCAGGGAUUUGGGUCCCUCAAGCAUCAAAUCCUUCUCUGCAACAUUCACAAAUGGGGUUCAAAGAGACCACAAAGGAGGCUGCUACAAAUAUGAACAUGAUCAAAGCCAACUAUAACAGCAAUCACAUCUCCAAUUACAGAUCAAUGUGGAACGUCGACGAUAGCUUCACAGUUCCUCAGAUUAGUCCUCCAUCUGUUGGCUCCAAGAGGUAUAGACCUUUUUGAUACAACUUUUUAACUUCCAACAACCCGGUUCUUAGAUCUUUUCGAAUGUUAAUUUCCAACGGUUGUAAUUUUGUGUCAAUUAUCUUUCGGUUUUUUUCCUACUUUUUGUAUGGAAGCCUGCUUCAUCAAAGCUAGAUGAGGUUCAGCUAGCUCUCCUUGCACUAGUCAUUGUAAAUAUCAAAGAAUUUCUGCAGCUUGCUUCUGCUUUUCAACUUUCAUUCAAUUAGCUAAUCUAUGC
Fragaria vesca subsp. vesca is the source of this 1329-nucleotide messenger RNA. RefSeq names its product probable salt tolerance-like protein At1g75540-like. Gene Ontology annotation, molecular function: zinc ion binding. The transcript is spliced from 3 exons. Gene Ontology annotation, cellular component: nucleus. The record is from RefSeq and is a predicted model, not a curated record. Gene Ontology annotation, biological process: photomorphogenesis; regulation of DNA-templated transcription. Lineage: Eukaryota; Viridiplantae; Streptophyta; Magnoliopsida; Rosales; Rosaceae. The coding region runs from base 150 to 1091 and encodes 313 amino acids.